Entrophospora sp. SA101 is the source of this 972-nucleotide messenger RNA. Lineage: Eukaryota; Fungi; Glomeromycota; Glomeromycetes; Entrophosporales; Entrophosporaceae. The record is from the annotation of a GenBank genome assembly.
AUGUACAAAACAGAUGUUAUUUGCAAGAAUACUUGUGAUGCAACAUUAAAAGAUUUAGGCAUGCAAUAUCACAAAAAACCGGACAAAUGUCAUGCAGGCAUACAUGCAGCAUUAGGUGAUACUGAAGGUUUACUGUGGCAUAUUCAGCAAGGAUCCGGUAUAGAAGACAUGUAUGAUUUCAUGGACCUAAAAAAAGAAAAACUAGUAAUCAUCACAUCCAGGUAUUGUCCAAGAAGGAGCAUUAUCAAGAUGUUUGAAUGUUUGAAGCAUUGUAAUGCAGAUUUUCAUGUAACUUCAACCAAAACACUCAAAACUGCUUUACACAUGUUAUCUGAAAACAUCAAUAUGAUGAAGAAACCUUCUAAAGAUAGUAUUGCAAGCAAAUAUGUUAUUCGGGCAAUUAAUAUUUUGACAAAGUUGGGGUGCGAUGUCAAUGCACUGGAUAUCAAAUCAAGAACAGUGUUGUCUUAUUAUUUGGAAGAAUCCCAUGAACACAAUCUCAAAAUACCAAUAAUAAAUGCCUUAUUGAAAAAUAAAGCAGAUCCAAACCUGCCAACUGAUGUCAACAACACAUUAUCAGGCGAUCAUUUCCAUGCACCGAACUCAUUAUUUUUAGCAAUUAGAUCUAAUUGGCCAGGCACUUGUUUAGAGCUGUUGGUUGAUAAGAAUGUGAAUAUGACAGCAAUCGAUAAAGAAAAUAACACAGUAUUAUCAUUAGCAGCAAAAUUGCAACAUAUUGAGCAAAUAAGAUGGUUGUUGGAGAAUGUUUACGAACUUAGUGAGCCACAUCAGAUUAAGUUGGCAAUAAAGAGAUGUAUUGGAUUUAAUAGUAAAGAGAAAAAAUUGUUAAAUGAAUGGGAAAAUAAUUCAGCAAAACGUAAAGAGGUUCAAGCUAAACAUGCAAAAAAGCAGUUUGAUAGCAAAAAAAGGCAACUUAAUUAUUUGGUUAAUUAUAAUUGGGCUCCAAAAUAA